Lactuca virosa is the source of this 765-nucleotide messenger RNA. The record is from the annotation of a GenBank genome assembly. NCBI's taxonomy places the organism in Eukaryota, Viridiplantae, Streptophyta, Magnoliopsida, Asterales, Asteraceae.
AUGGCUUCAUCAUCUUGUGGAGGUGGUAAAAGGGGUAAUUCCAAACGUUCUAGAGUCAUUGACUCUAGUGUUAGUCAACGCGGCCCAAAUCCUCCACGCCAAAAUUCCGGUGAAUUGGCAUUCUUAGAUUCUCAACACGAAGCUAGGGGCAUGAUCACAAGUAUUCUCAAACACCCAGCUCUUGCCAUUCGUUUUCUACCCGGUCUCAAUGUUAUUGAGGGAGAAACUCGCCUAAAAACAAACGUCUUUCAAAACAUGCAUUUGUUCCACAUAGAUGAUGAAACACAAGAUGUUUGUUGGGCUGUUGAUAGCCGCAACUUCCUCCGUAUUGAUCAUCAAAAUACCCAACUUCUUAGUUUGUCCAAUCUCGUGUACAACAGUUUUUGGCGCCUUACAUCUAAUUUAGGUGUCCCGAUGACCGAACCUGAUUAUGAUUCUGAUGAGAAUGAGCCCAUUCCUGAUGCAACCAAACAUGAUGUUGUUACGCCAGUGCAGCAAGAGCCUUUCAUGCAUCCCUAUCAUGACAUGUAUAUGCAAGAACUCCAUAGGUUGCAUGAAGACAAUAGGUGUUUGCAUCGUGACUAUUCUGAACUUUAUGACAGUGUUUGUGAGAUAAAUACUGAGAUGGUGGAGUUUAGAGAAGAGUUCUACACCUUUAUAGGCAAUCAACAAGCACGCAACCAACAUUUGUAUUCCCUUGUGACUGGCAUGCAUAGGGUAAUCUGUUUUGGUGGUCAACCCACACGACCGCCUUAUUACCCUUAA